AUGCAAGAGAUUGGAAUGGGACGAUAUCAAUGGAAACUAUUCGUAGUCGUUGGAUUCGGCUGGGCGGCUGACAACUUAUGGCCGAUUGUGACAUCACUCAUACUUGGUCCGGUAUCUCAAGAAUUUCAAGUGAAACAGCCCGCAUUCCUCACGCUUUCUCAAAACCUCGGCUUGCUAUUUGGCGCCAUGUUCUGGGGUUUUGGGUCCGACAUAUUUGGAAGGAAAUUCAGCUUCAACAUAACGGUUUUCAUCACGAGCAUCUUUGCCUUGAUCUCGGCCUCUUCAACAAGCUUCGUGUCUAUAUGCCUUUAUAUCUUUUUUUGGUCGACAGGCGUUGGCGGAAAUCUGCCGGUAGAUUCGGCGAUAUUUCUGGAAUUUUUGCCGGGCUCUCAUCAAUAUUUAUUGACAGUUCUAUCAGUUUUUUGGUCUAUCGCCCAACUGCUCGUGACACUUCUUGCUUGGCCUUUAUUAUCAAACUUCUCAUGUCAACCGAGCGCCCCGAGCUGUACCAGGCGGGAGAAUGCAGGCUGGAGAUGGCUUUUGAUUUCCACCGGAAGUGCUGCAUUCCUGAUGUUCUUAGGUAGAUGUUUGACUAUCAAGAUCCACGAAAGCCCUAAAUAUUUGAUGGGUAAGGGAAGACAAGAAGAAGCCGUAGCAGUGAUACACGAAGUAGCUCGUCGCAACAAAGUCAAAUGCUCGCUUACCAUCGCACACUUAAAACAAUUCGGACCCGUUGAGAAGGUGUUCGAUAAGGAGGAUCGAUUGAUGACUCUGAAGGCGAUCCUGAUGCAGAGAUUGAGAAGGUUCAAUUUUCAACACUUCAGUGAUCUAUUUAGCACUCCUGUAGUUGCGUUGUCGACUGUAUUAAUCACCACGAUCUGGGCCCUCGUUGGACUGGCAUUUCCGCUCUACAACGCAUUCAUCCCCUUGAUUGAAACACAGCGGGGCAUCAGAUUUGGCGAUGAAACCUCCACCACCUAUCGAAACUCAUUGAUUAUCGCAGCGGUAGGCUUACCAGGAUCAGUAAUUGGAGCCUUCAUGACGCAAACACCGCAACUUGGCCGAAAGGGUUCAUUGGCUAUCACGUCCGCCUUGACUGGUAUUUCGCUUUUCAGUUCAUUGACCGCUUCCUCAUCUAGGAUAUUGCUCGUCUGGAACUGUUUAUUCGGAUUAAAUACCAACUUCUUGCUUUCAAUCUUGUACUCUUAUACUCCUGAAAUAUUUCUGACAAAAUGUAGAGGUACUGGAAAUGCCCUUGCUGCUUCAGUUGGCAGAAUUUGUGGUACUUUAGCUCCUGUUGAGUCCCAGGGUUCUGCAAGCCUUUAG
This is a messenger RNA of Puccinia graminis f. sp. tritici CRL 75-36-700-3, 1326 nucleotides long. RefSeq lists its product as uncharacterized. Gene Ontology annotation, molecular function: transmembrane transporter activity. NCBI's taxonomy places the organism in Eukaryota, Fungi, Basidiomycota, Pucciniomycetes, Pucciniales, Pucciniaceae. Gene Ontology annotation, biological process: transmembrane transport. Bases 1 to 1326 code for a protein of 441 amino acids. The transcript has 2 exons. The record is from RefSeq and is a predicted model, not a curated record.